Peromyscus maniculatus bairdii (prairie deer mouse) is the source of this 408-nucleotide messenger RNA. RefSeq names its product S100 calcium binding protein G (gene S100g). NCBI's taxonomy places the organism in Eukaryota, Metazoa, Chordata, Mammalia, Rodentia, Cricetidae. Gene Ontology annotation, molecular function: transition metal ion binding; calcium-dependent protein binding; calcium ion binding. The record is from RefSeq and is a predicted model, not a curated record. Gene Ontology annotation, cellular component: cytoplasm.
UCUCCCCCGUUGCAUUGCGGCUUGGCUCGUGCAGUGCUUGCACUGACUGAGGACAGCAGAAUGAGCACUAAGAAGUCUCCUGAAGAAAUGAAGAGCAUUUUCCAAAAAUAUGCGGCCAAGGAAGGCGAUCCAAACCAGCUAUCAAAGGAGGAGCUGAAGCUGCUGAUUCAGUCAGAAUUCCCCAGUAUCCUGAAGGGUUCAAGUGCUCUAGACAAUCUCUUUGAAGAGCUGGAUAAGAAUGGCGAUGGAGAAGUCAGUUUCGAAGAAUUCCAAGCAUUUUUCAAAAAGAUAUCACAAUAAAGAAGCCAUCAAGGAGCCCCAUCACCACCUACUGAUUGAAUCCUUUGCAAUCAUAAAGAUCUAGCUGAGAGAGCAAGAUACUGUUAAUAAAGCAAAUUCUAAGACAUG